This is a messenger RNA of Ustilago hordei, 1914 nucleotides long. RefSeq lists its product as uncharacterized. Lineage: Eukaryota; Fungi; Basidiomycota; Ustilaginomycetes; Ustilaginales; Ustilaginaceae. The record is from RefSeq and is a predicted model, not a curated record. The coding region runs from base 1 to 1914 and encodes 637 amino acids. The transcript has a single exon.
AUGGCAGCGCAACCUCCGCCGGCCGGCAGUGCCCAGCAGGCGCACCCGCUUCGGCCUUACUAUCAGCCACCUGAGGACUCGGUCUUCAUCGCUACUGCUCCCCGUUUCAGCACCACUGGCAUCCCGGGCGCUGCCUCUCGGUCUUCUGCAGGCGCCUCUGCCGGCUCAUCAUCCAAAGCCUUCGGGGCCGCUACUGCUCCCAUGAAACCAGACUCGAACCGAUACAUCUCAUCGAACGAUGCAAAGCCCUACGUUGCAACCACAUCAACCGGCGGCUUUGGCGAGGCAGACAUCAGCAUUUCAGACAUCUUCCGCGCCCUUCUCAUCAGCGGAGCACUCCAAUGCACUAGCACUUGCCUUGCCAUGCCCUUCGAGGUCGGUAAGCUUCUGCUGCAAGUGCAGUGGGUGCCCAGGGACGAUGUUUGGCUGCAGCUCACGCAACAAGCAGCGCUUGCACAACGACGCACAAUCACAAAGCCACAGCAGACAAGACCUCCACAUGAGAUCCAGGGCAGCGAAGAGCCUGAAGCUUGGGAGCAGGAAGUUGCACCCGAGGCUAAUGAGUGGGACGACGAGGCCACCGCUCAGGAUGCUGAAGCGGAAGAGGAGAUGAUUGAUGCUGAAAUCUCAGAUGAGGAGGACGUCGAUGCCUACUUCCGUGAUGUAACCUCGAGACCGACUCGUCCGGAUACUUUGCUCUACUCCGGUUGCAAGAAGAGACGCAUGGUGGAUGCUUCCGGCUAUGUGAUGCGCAAGAGCGUGUACGACCAAGGCGCGCGUCCUGAGUUUGUGAUGCCAGUCAUAGUUAGAGGAGGCGUAUGGGAGAUGAUGAAAGCUGUGGGCCGUGGAAAGGAAGGUUGGCUCGGUCUCUGGAAGGGUUCGCUGACUUCCUUCGUUCUUGAGGUCACAUCAUCAACAAUCCAGCCUUUCGUCUCUUCCAUUAUCUCAUUGUUCGCACCAACAGCGCUAUCACCUCUGCCGCUCGCGUAUGCGCCAUACCCAUACAAGACGCUUGGUCUGUUGCUCUCGUCACACCUCAUCACCGGCAUUCUCGUCUCGCCACUGGACCUCAUCCGUACGAGACUGAUCGCUCAAAGCACUCUACCAGCUCAUCGCAAGUACAGUGGACCUUACGAUGCCAUGCAGAAGACCCUGCGUGAGGAGGGCGGCUGGAAGACCGCCUACCUUCACCCCAAUCUUCUCAUCCCCACCAUCCUCGAUUUCACAUUGCGCCCACUUCUCUCGCUCGGCGCACCUCUGCUCAUCGAACAUACGCUCCGACUCGAACCUAACACUCACCCGAUCAGCUAUGCUAUCGCAGAACUCGCCAUCUCCACCGCCUCGCUUUGCAUCACCCUCCCGAUCGAAACUGUGCGUAGGAGACUGCAGCUCCAGAUCCGCAAGCCAUACGGCAGCAACGAGGCAGAGGCCAGUACAAGCUCUGCUCGGAAGAUCACCAGCGCUACACUGCAACAGCAGCAGCAACAACAGACCGGCUUGACACCUUCGCACGGCGGCAUCACACUCAUCACAGGCAAUGUUGGUGUGCGCGGUCUGCGUACUUGCGUCGAGACCCGCCCGAUCGCAUACGUCGGUGUUGUCGAAGCCAUCUAUCGGAUCGUCACUGAAGAGACCGUGGCGACACACAUGGGAUUUGCGAAACCCGACCAGGCUUCUUCUUUAGCAAGCGACUCAGGAGGCGCAGCGUCAAACGACGCGUCGGGAUCGGCAGCGGGCCAGAAUCCGAUGGUCCAGUCAGGCAUUUUGGCGGCAAAGACGGGCUACUCUUCGCUCGGUGGGUUACGCUCGCUCUAUCGUGGGUUCGGCAUGGCUUUCAGCGCCAAUCUCGUUGUGUUCAUGUUGACGCUUGUCAGCGGCGAACGCGCUGGGCCUGCAGGAUGGGCUGAAAUCUAA